AUGAGUCGACAAUUUCCAUAUUCCAGUGCGCCUCUCCGCUCAGUGAAGGAAGUUCAAUUUGGUUUGUUGUCUCCAGAAGAGGUGCGUGCAAUUUCCGUUGCCAAAAUCGAAUAUCCAGAGACUAUUGACCAAAGUACAAAGAAGCCAAGAGAAGCCGGGUUAAAUGAUCCAAGAUUAGGUUCCAUUGAUCGUAAUUUCAAGUGUCAAACAUGUGGUGAAGAUAUGGCUGAAUGUCCUGGUCAUUUUGGUCACAUCGAAUUAACCAAACCUGUUUUUCAUAUUGGUUUUAUCGCCAAAAUUAAGAAAGUUUGUGAGUGUGUUUGUAUGCACUGUGGUAAGUUAUUACUAGAUGAAUCAAACCUUGCCAUGUCCCAAGCUAUCAAAAUAAGAGAUCCAAAGAAGAGAUUCAAUGCGGUAUGGAACUUGUGUAAGUCCAAGAUGAUCUGUGAAGCAGACAACGUCACCAGCGAAGAUGAUCCAUCGUGGAAGUCCGACCAACCAAGUAAAGGUGGAUGUGGUCAUACACAACCUACCGUUCGUAGAGAUGGGUUAAAAUUAUGGGGUACUUGGAAGCAGAAUAAGAAUUUUGAUGAAAAUGAACAACCAGAGCGUCGUUUAUUAACUCCAUCAGAAAUUUUGAGUGUUUUCAAGCAUAUAAAUUCACAAGAUUGUUAUAGAUUGGGUUUUAAUGAGGAUUAUGCCAGACCCGAAUGGAUGUUAAUCACUGUGUUGCCUGUCCCACCACCACCAGUAAGACCAUCUAUUGCAUUUAAUGACACCGCUAGAGGUGAAGAUGAUUUGACUUUCAAAUUGGCAGAUGUCUUAAAGGCUAAUAUAAAUGUUCAAAGGUUAGAAAUGGAUGGUUCGCCACAACACGUUAUCAGUGAAUUUGAAGCGUUGUUGCAAUUUCACGUAGCCACCUAUAUGGAUAAUGACAUUGCAGGUCAACCACAAGCUCUUCAAAAGACAGGACGUCCAAUUAAGUCUAUUAGAGCAAGAUUAAAGGGUAAAGAAGGGAGACUUAGAGGAAACUUGAUGGGUAAGCGUGUUGACUUUUCGGCCCGUACUGUCAUUUCUGGUGAUCCAAAUCUUGAUUUAGACCAAGUUGGUGUCCCAAUAUCUAUUGCAAGAACCUUAUCUUACCCCGAAAUCGUCACCCCUUACAACAUUCACCGUUUGACUGAAUAUGUUCGUAAUGGUCCAAAUGAGCACCCAGGUGCCAAAUAUGUUAUUAGAGAUACCGGUGAUCGUAUUGAUUUAAGAUAUAAUAAGAGAGCAGGGGAUAUUGCAUUGCAAUAUGGUUGGAAAGUUGAACGUCAUUUGAUGGAUGAUGAUCCAGUUUUAUUUAACCGUCAACCUUCAUUACAUAAAAUGUCUAUGAUGGCGCAUAGAGUCAAAGUCAUGCCAUACUCUACUUUCAGGUUGAAUUUGUCUGUCACUUCUCCAUAUAAUGCUGAUUUUGAUGGUGAUGAAAUGAACUUGCAUGUUCCUCAAUCGCAGGAAACAAGAGCAGAAUUGUCACAGAUCUGUGCAGUUCCGUUGCAAAUUGUUUCUCCUCAAUCAAAUAAGCCAGUUAUGGGUAUUGUGCAAGAUACUUUGUGUGGUAUUAGAAAGAUGACUUUACGUGAUAACUUCAUUGAGUAUGAUCAAGUCAUGAAUAUGUUAUAUUGGAUUCCAAACUGGGAUGGUGUCAUUCCACCACCAGCUAUUGUUAGUCCAAAGCCAUUAUGGACUGGUAAGCAAUUAUUAUCUAUGGCAGUACCUAAGGGUAUCCAUUUACAAAGAUUUGAUGACGGAAAGAAUCUAUUAAGUCCUAAAGAUAAUGGUAUGUUAAUUGUUGAUGGUGAAAUUAUGUUUGGUGUUGUAGAUAAAAAGACUGUCGGUGCUACCGGUGGUGGUUUAAUUCACACAGUAAUGAGAGAAAAAGGUCCUCAAGUUUGUGCACAAUUAUUCAGUUCUAUUCAAAAAGUUGUAAACUUUUGGUUAUUACAUAAUGGGUUUUCUAUUGGUAUUGGUGAUACUAUUGCCGAUUCUAGUACUAUGAGAGAUGUUACUACUACUAUCCAAGAAGCCAAGGAUAAAGUGCAAGAAAUUAUUUUGGAUGCGCAACUGAAUCAGUUGGAACCAGAACCAGGUAUGACAUUGCGUGAGUCCUUUGAACAUAAUGUUUCUCGUGUUUUAAAUCAAGCUCGUGAUACAGCUGGUCGUUCAGCAGAAAUGAAUUUGAAGGAUUUAAAUAAUGUCAAACAAAUGGUGGUUUCAGGAUCUAAGGGUUCGUUUAUUAAUAUUUCUCAAAUGUCUGCUUGUGUAGGACAACAAAUCGUUGAAGGUAAACGUAUUCCUUUCGGGUUUGCUGAUCGUUCCUUGCCCCAUUUCACCAAAGAUGAUUAUUCUCCAGAAUCUAAAGGUUUCGUUGAAAACUCUUAUUUGAGAGGUUUAACUCCACAAGAAUUUUUCUUCCAUGCUAUGGCAGGUAGAGAAGGUCUUAUUGAUACCGCUGUUAAGACUGCAGAAACAGGGUAUAUUCAACGUCGUUUAGUUAAAGCCUUAGAAGAUAUUAUGGUUCAUUAUGAUGGCUCUACAAGAAAUUCAUUAGGUGAUAUCAUACAAUUCGUUUAUGGUGAAGAUGGUAUUGACGGUACACAGGUAGAAAAACAAUCAGUUGAUACUAUACCUGGAUCCGAUGAAAAUUUCGAAAAGAGAUAUCGUGUCGAUGUUUUGGAUCCAACCAAAUCUAUAAGAGAAUCAUUGUUAGAAUCUGGUAAAGAAAUCAAGGGUGACGUAAAGCUUCAAAAAGUGUUAGACGAAGAGUACAGACAAUUAGAAUCCGACCGUCGUUACUUGAGAGAAGUCUGUUUUCCAAAUGGUGACUUUAACUGGCCAUUACCAGUUAAUUUGCGUCGUAUUAUUCAGAAUGCUCAGCAAAUAUUCCACAAUGGUCGUCAUAAAGCAUCUGACUUGAGAUUAGACGAAGUCGUUCGUGGUGUUCAAGACCUUUGUACUAAGCUUUUAGUCAUUCGUGGUAAAACAGCAUUAACAAGGGAAGCACAAGAAAAUGCAACAUUAUUAUUCCAAUGUUUGUUACGUUCUAGAUUAGCAACACGUCGUGUUAUCGAAGAAUUUAAAUUGAAUAGAAUUUCAUUUGAAUGGGUUAUGGGUGAAAUUGAGACUCAAUUCCAAAAGUCUAUUGUUCAUCCUGGUGAAAUGGUUGGUGUAAUUGCAGCUCAAUCUAUUGGUGAACCAGCCACUCAAAUGACCUUGAACACUUUCCAUUAUGCGGGUGUUUCUUCAAAGAAUGUUACUUUGGGUGUUCCUCGUCUUAAGGAAAUUCUUAAUGUUGCCAAGAACAUUAAAACUCCUGCGCUUACUGUUUACUUAGAAAAGGAAAGUGCCGCUGACAUUGAAAAGGCAAAGAUUGCUCAAUCUGCCAUUGAGCACACAACCUUAAAGAACGUGACAUCUGCCACUGAAAUUUUCUACGAUCCAGAUCCUAGAAGUACCGUUAUCGAAGAAGAUUACGAUACUGUCGAGGCUUAUUUUGCUAUUCCUGAUGAAAAGGUCGAAGAAUCUAUUGAGAAGCAAUCUCCAUGGUUACUUCGUCUUGAAUUAGAUCGUGCCAAGAUGUUGGAUAAACAAUUGACAAUGUCUCAAGUUGCUGAGAAGAUCUCUCAAAACUUCGGGGAAGAUUUAUUUGUUAUUUGGUCCGAUGAUACAGCAGAUAAGUUAAUUAUUCGUUGUCGUGUUGUUCGUGAUCCAAAAUCGUUGGAUGAAGAUGCUGAUGCAGAAGAAGAUCAAAUAUUGAAACGUAUUGAAUCUCAUAUGUUAGAAUCUAUUUCUUUACGUGGUAUUCCUGGUAUUACAAGAGUCUUUAUGAUGCAACAUAAGGUAAGCUCUCCAGAUGCCACUGGUGAAUUCAAACAAAGUCAAGAAUGGGUUUUGGAAACUGAUGGAGUAAAUUUAGCCGAUGUUAUGGCUGUUCCAGGCGUUGACGCUUCCCGUACUUAUUCUAAUAACUUUAUUGAAAUUCUUUCUGUUUUGGGUAUUGAGGCUACUCGUACUGCAUUAUUCAAGGAAAUUCUUAAUGUUAUUGCGUUCGAUGGUUCGUAUGUCAACUAUCGUCAUAUGGCGUUAUUGGUUGAUGUUAUGACGUCUCGUGGUCACUUAAUGGCGAUUACUCGUCACGGUAUUAACAGAUCUGAUACUGGUGCCUUGAUGCGUUGUUCAUUCGAAGAAACUGUUGAAAUCUUACUUGAAGCCGGUGCUGCCGCUGAAUUAGAUGAUUGUCGUGGUAUAUCCGAAAAUGUGAUGUUAGGUCAAAUGGCCCCAUUGGGUACGGGUGCUUUCGAUGUUAUGGUUGAUGACAAGAUGUUGCAAACUGCACCUUCUAACAUUGCAGUUACUGCAGCAGCUGGUAAUGAGGCUGGAGAAUACGCAGACGAUGGAGGUGCUACUCCUUACAGGGACUACGAAAUGCAAGAUGAUAAGAUUCAGUUUGAAGAAGGUGCUGGGUUCUCACCAAUUCAUACUGCACCAGUUUCUGAUGGUUCAGGUGCUCUUACAUCUUACGGUGGUCAAGCUACGUCCCCAUCGCCUACUUCGCCAUUCUCUUAUGGUGCUACAUCACCAUCUUUUGGUGGUGUUACCUCUCCAGGUUACGGCGGAACUUCUCCAACAUAUUCACCAACGUCACCAAGUUACUCACCAACGUCACCAAGUUACUCACCAACGUCACCAAGUUACUCACCAACAUCACCAAGUUAUUCACCAACAUCACCAUCGUACUCGCCAACUUCACCAUCAUACUCACCAACAUCACCAAGUUAUUCACCUACGUCGCCAAGUUAUUCACCAACUUCACCAUCAUACUCGCCAACAUCGCCAUCAUACUCACCUACAUCUCCAAGUUACUCACCAACUUCGCCAUCAUACUCACCAACUUCCCCAAGUUACUCACCAACCUCGCCAAGUUACUCACCAACAUCCCCAAGUUAUUCACCAACCUCGCCAAGUUAUUCACCAACUUCGCCUCAAUAUUCACCAACAUCACCUCAGUAUUCCCCAACUUCACCAUCAUACUCACCUACUUCCCCAUCAUACUCUCCAACAUCACCUCAGUAUUCCCCAACCUCACCUCAAUACUCACCAACAUCACCACAAUAUUCACCAGGUUCGCCUCUGUAUUCCCCAGAAUCUGAGAGUAAAUCGAAGGACGAAAAGAAGGAUGGCAACUAA
Debaryomyces fabryi is the source of this 5232-nucleotide messenger RNA. RefSeq names its product DNA-directed RNA polymerase II subunit RPB1 (gene RPO21). Gene Ontology annotation, molecular function: DNA binding. NCBI's taxonomy places the organism in Eukaryota, Fungi, Ascomycota, Pichiomycetes, Serinales, Debaryomycetaceae. The record is from RefSeq and is a predicted model, not a curated record. Gene Ontology annotation, cellular component: RNA polymerase II, core complex. The transcript has a single exon. Gene Ontology annotation, biological process: transcription by RNA polymerase II. The coding region runs from base 1 to 5232 and encodes 1743 amino acids.